Messenger RNA from Capsicum annuum, 800 nucleotides. Its product is annotated as indole-3-acetic acid-induced protein ARG7-like. The coding region runs from base 73 to 498 and encodes 141 amino acids. Gene Ontology annotation, biological process: response to auxin. The transcript has a single exon. The record is from RefSeq and is a predicted model, not a curated record. NCBI's taxonomy places the organism in Eukaryota, Viridiplantae, Streptophyta, Magnoliopsida, Solanales, Solanaceae.
AAAAAUAUUCAAGAAAGUAAACUUGUUUCUCUAUAGUUUUCUCUUUCUUCUUCAUUUUCUUGUACACAAAAAAUGCUAGGUAAGAAGUUUGGUUCAAUGAAGAAAUUAGUGAAGAAGGCUAAGGUUAUUAGAACAACUAGUGCUAAUGAAUCACAACAUCUUGAAUAUUUGCUUGUUAAGGAUCAUGAUUAUGAUGAUCAAGAUCAAGAUCAAGAUCAUCAAGUGGCUAGUCCAACAAGUGAAAAAUCAUCAAAAAAGAUGGGGACAUUUGCAAUGUAUGUAGGGGAAGAAAGAGAGCGAUUCGCGGUGCCAACGAGCUAUCUUUCACAUCCAUUGUUCAAGAUUUUGUUGGAGAAGACAUACAAUGAGUUUGGAUUUGAGCAAACAAAUGGACUUGUUGUGCCAUGUAGUGUGGUUGCAUUUCAAGAAGUGGUCAAUGCUGUGGAGUGUUGCAACGGGAAGUUUGAUUUUGGUGAUUUGGUAGAGGAAUUUCUAUGAUUAGGUUGAUAUUUGCCAAGUUCAUGUCUAGUAUUAGAUUAGUUGGGACAUAGAUUGUUGCUUUUGUGCCUCUUUUAUAAUGUAAGUACGACGACUACUACAACAGUUCUGUCCUGAACAAGCUGGGGCCGGCUAAUACUACAACAGUUCUGUCCUGAACAAGCUGGGGCCGGCAGCUACUACAACAGUUCUGUCCUGAACAAGUUGAGGUCCGCUAAUCCUACAACAGUUUUGUGCUGAAUAAGUUGGGGUCGUCUGCUCCUACAACAGUUCUGUGCUGAACAAGUUGGGGUCGGCUGCUA